UAUUAUUUAAAUACAUAUAAAUGCCGCCCGCAGAUCGACUAGCCAACGAGUAAGUCUAGUUGCAGCGGUUACUACGAAAGCUUUAAAGAAAAUUGCAACGUAAGCAAAUUUAUUUCGCAAAGAAAAACAAGAAACAAAAAGAAAAUCACAAGUAAAGCAAUCACUUGCAACUCAAAACUUCCACACCUUUAUUGUUGUUGUUGUUGCUGCUGCUAUCGCUUCAGAACACAGCUCAACUUAAAAACCAAUAAUAUGGGGCUGCAAAUGGCAGCACUGCCAGCAGCCAACAAUUAUGUUGCAGUCACACAAACACCAACAACAAACACACCCAACAAUAAGCCACCCACACAUACAGUCAUAGCCGCCGCCAUAGCGUGCACUGUGCGCAAGCUUAACAGCGCGAUUUCAGCCACGUCCAGCAUAGCCACACUAUUGCUGUUGGUAUUGUUAACCUGGAAUCCAACAACAACAAUUGGCGUUGAUGCAGUCCAUGCGAAUUUUUCGGAUUUUCCAUAUAUACAAUAUCUAACACAUCCACCGGAGAUCAUCAAGAAGCCACAAAACCAGGGUGUACGCGUGGGCGGUGUGGCAAGCUUCUACUGUGCUGCUCGUGGCGAUCCACCACCAUCGAUUGUUUGGCGCAAGAGUUCGAAGAAAUUAUCUGGCACGCAAUCCCGUUAUACGGUUCUAGAACAACCCGGCGGUAUAUCCAUACUACGCAUAGAACCGGUACGUGCCGGUCGCGAUGAUGCACCUUACGAAUGUGUAGCUGAAAACGGCGUUGGUGAUGCAGUAUCAGCUGAUGCUACUUUAACGGUUUAUGAAGGUGAUAAAACGCCACCCGGCUUUCCGGUAAUAACUCAGGGUCCCAGCACACGUGUCAUCGAAGUCGGUCAUACAGCGGUUAUGCAAUGUAAAGCCAUUGGUAAUCCAACGCCCACAAUUUACUGGAUUAAGAAUCAGACAAAGGUCGAUAUGAGCAAUCCGCGCUACUCGAUAAAAGAUGGUGGCUUACAAAUCGAAAAUAGUCGUGAAGAGGAUCAAGGCAAAUACGAAUGUGUCGCUGAGAAUUCAGUUGGCACAGAACACUCGAAAGCAACGAACUUAUAUGUGAAAGUACGACGUGUGCCGCCCACUUUUUCACGUCCACCAGAGCCCAUUAACGAGGUGAUGCUGGGAGCGAAUUUGAAUUUAUCCUGCAUUGCUGUGGGCUCACCAAUGCCCCAUGUGAAAUGGAUGAAAGGCGCACAAGAUUUAACACCCGAAAACGAUAUUCCAAUCGGUCGUAAUAUACUACAAUUAACAAACAUACAACAGAGCGCGAAUUUCACGUGCAUUGCGGCAUCGUCUUUGGGGCAAAUUGAAGCGACGGCGAUGGUGAAAGUUCAAUCACUUCCAGCUGCACCAACGGACGUGCAAAUCUCAGAGAAAGGGGCAACAUCAGUUCGCUUGGAAUGGUCUUACAAAGGACCCGAAGACUUGCAAUACUAUGUGAUACAGUACAAACCAAAAAAUGCAAAUCAGGCUUUUAGCGAAAUUAGCGGCAUCAUAACGAUGUUUUAUGUUGUGCGAGCUUUAAGUCCAUAUACCGAAUAUGAAUUCUAUGUGAUAGCGGUAAAUACGAUUGGACGUGGACCGCCAUCGAAACCAGAGACUUGUACCACUGGUGAGACAAGCGAUUUCACAUUCGGAGGUGCAAAAAUGGAAAGCGCUCCACGCAAUGUACAAGUCCGACCGCUGAGUUCCUCAACAAUGGUUAUAACAUGGGAACCACCAGAGACGCCAAAUGGACAAGUGACCGGCUACAAAGUCUAUUACACAACAAAUCCCAAUCAACCCGAAGCAUCUUGGGACUCUCAAAUGGUGGACAAUAGCGAGCUGACAACCAUUUCGGAAUUGACGCCGCAUGCCAUUUAUACGGUGCGUGUGCAGGCAUAUACCUCAAUGGGCGCCGGUCCGAUGUCCACGCCGGUGCAAGUGAAGACACAACAAGGUGUCCCUUCACAGCCUAGUAAUUUCCGGGCCACCGAUAUCGGCGAGACCGCAGUCACAUUGCAAUGGUCGAAACCGACACAUUCCAGUGAGAAUAUCGUACACUACGAAUUAUACUGGAAUGACACAUAUGCAAAUCAGGAUCAUCACAAGCGCAUUUCGAACACUGAAUCCUACACGCUUGAUGGUCUCUAUCCUGAUACCCUGUAUUAUAUAUGGUUGGCGGCGCGUUCGCAACGCGGCGAAGGUGCAACAACACCCCCCAUACCCGUCCGUACGAAACAAUAUGUACCAGGUGCACCGCCGCGCAAUAUCACCGCCAUGGCCACCAGCCCCACUACAAUAUCCGUCUCAUGGCUGCCACCGCCCGUGGAGCGUGCCAACGGUCGCAUCAUCUACUACAAGGUCUUCUUCGUCGAGGUGGGCCGUGCCGAUAGCGAAGCGACCAUAACCACCUUGAAUAAGACACAUAUCGUUUUGGAUGAGUUGAAGCGUUGGACCGAGUAUAAGAUCUGGACGCUGGCCGGCACCUCGGUCGGCGAUGGGCCGCGCUCGCAUCCGAUCAUUGUGCGCACACACGAAGAUGUGCCUGGAGAUCCUCAAGACGUGAAGGCAACUCCGCUAAAUUCAACUUCAAUUCAUGUUACCUGGAAACCACCAUUGGAAAAAGAUCGUAACGGUAUUAUACGUGGCUAUCAUAUACACGUACAAGAAAUGCGUGAUGAGGGCAAUGGCUUCCUAAACGAACCACUCAAGUUCGAUGUCGUCGAUUCGUUAGAGUACAAUGUGACGGGCUUGCAACCGGAUACCAAAUACUCCAUACAAGUUGCGGCGCUGACGCGGAAAGGCGAUGGUGAUCGCAGCGCCGCGGUGAUCGUAAAAACGCCAGGCGGUGUGCCGGUACGACCUACCGUCAGCUUAAAGAUAAUGGAACGUGAUCCAAUUGUUUCCAUCGAACUAGAAUGGGAGCGACCAGCGCAAACGUAUGGUGAACUGCGUGGUUAUCGUUUGCGUUGGGGCGUAAAAGAUCAGCCAUUAAAGGAAGAGAUACUACCCGGACCGCAAAUAACGAAACGUCGCUUUAAUGACUUAGAACGCGGCGUUGAAUAUGAAUUCCGCGUGGCGGGUAGUAAUCACAUUGGUAUCGGUCAAGAGACAGUGAAAAUCUUCCAAACACCCGAGGGCACACCUGGCGGACCGCCCGCAAAUAUAACAGUACGCUUCCAGACGCCGGAUGUAGUAUGCGUCACAUGGGAUCCGCCAACACGCGAACACCGCAAUGGCAUUAUUACACGUUACGAUGUGCAGUUUCACAAGAAAAUCGAUCAUGGUUUAGGUUCGGAACGUAAUAUGACCGUGCGUAAGGCGGUGUUUACAAAUCUCGAAGAGAAUACGGAAUACAUCUUCCGCGUGCGUGCUUACACCAAACAAGGUUCGGGACCAUUUAGUGAUAAAAUCUUUAUUGAAACCGAACGCGAUAUGGGACGUGCGCCGAUGUCAGUGCAGGCGGUAGCAACAUCCGAGCAAACGGCUGAAAUCUGGUGGGAAGCGGUACCAUCACGUGGAAAAUUGCUUGGCUACAAGAUUUUCUAUACAAUGACAGCAGUUGAGGACUUAGAUGAAUGGCAGACAAAGACAGUGGGCCUUACAGAUUCCGCAGAUCUAGUUAAUCUGGAGAAGUUUGCACAGUAUGCCGUAGCGAUAGCGGCACGUUUCAAGAGCGGUUUAGGACGUCUGAGCGAAAAGGUCACCGUUAAAAUAAAGCCCGAAGAUGUGCCACUGAACUUACGCGCGCAUGAUGUCAGCACACAUUCCAUGACAUUGAGUUGGUCUCCGCCAAUACGUCUAAAUCCGACAAAUUACAAAAUCUCCUUUGACGCGAUGAAAGUAUUUGUCGACUCACAGGGUUUUACACAAACGCAGAUUGUACAAAAACGUGAGAUUAUCUUAAAACAUUAUGUGAAAUCGCAUACAAUCAACGAGCUGAGUCCAUUCACAACGUAUAAUGUAAAUGUAAGCGCCAUACCACCAGACUACUCCUACCGCCCGCCAACUAAAAUCACCGUUACGACACAAAUGGCCGCGCCGCAACCCAUGGUCAAACCAGAUUUCUAUGGAGUGGUAAAUGGUGAGGAAAUAUUAGUGAUACUGCCGCAAGCAUCCGAAGAGUAUGGUCCAAUAUCACAUUAUUACCUUGUUGUGGUUCCUGAGGAUAAAUCGAACUUGCACAAGAAUCCAGAUCAGUUCCUAACAGAAGAUUUGCUGCCGGGACGUAAUAAACCUGAACGUCCGAACUGGCCUUAUAUAGCCGCCAAGUUCCCACAACGCUCCAUACCCUUCACUUUCCACCUGGGUUCCGGUGACGAUUAUCAUAACUUCACCAAUCGUAAACUUGAGCGCGACAAGCGUUAUCGUAUUUUUGUGCGUGCCGUUGUCGAUACGCCACAAAAGCAUCUUUAUACUUCCAGUCCUUUCUCGGAAUUUCUAUCGUUGGAUAUGCGUGAAGCGCCACCUGGUGAAAGACCACAUCGUCCAGAUCCAAAUUGGCCAUCCGAACCGGAGGUGUCUGUCAAUCGCAACAAAGACGAGCAGGGUAUGUGGUGGGUGGCGCUACCAGUUGUUGCCGCACUCAUUUUCACCAUAUUCGUUACCUGGUGCAUUGUGCGUCGGCGUCGCCAACCAUGCAAAACACCCGAUCAAGCUGCUGUCACGCGUCCAUUGAUGGCAGCCGAUCUCGGUGCCGGUCCCACACCCAGUGAUCCCGUCGAUAUGCGCCGCUUGAACUUCCAAACACCCGGCAUGAUUUCGCAUCCGCCCAUACCCAUUUCCGAAUUCGCCAAUCACAUUGAGCGCCUCAAAGCGAACGACAAUCAAAAAUUCUCACAAGAAUAUGAGAGCAUUGAGCCGGGUCAGCAAUUCACAUGGGACAAUUCUAAUUACGAUUACAAUAAAUCGAAGAACCGUUAUGCCAAUGUAACCGCUUACGAUCACUCGCGCGUACAAUUGCCUCUUAUGGACGGCGUUAUCGGCUCGGAUUAUAUAAAUGCUAACUAUUGUGAUGGUUAUCGCAAGCACAAUGCUUAUGUGGCAACUCAGGGACCACUGCAGGAGACUUUCAGUGACUUUUGGCGCAUGUGUUGGGAACUAAAGACAACCACCAUUGUUAUGAUGACACGUCUGGAGGAGCGUACACGCAUUAAGUGCGAUCAAUACUGGCCGGUACGUGGUACGGAGACUUAUGGUCAAAUGUUUGUCACGAUCACCGAAACGCAAGAGCUCGCCACCUACAGCAUACGCACAUUCCAGUUGUGUCGUCAAGGUUUUAACGAACGUCGUGAGAUCAAACAAUUACAAUUCACCGCUUGGCCGGAUCAUGGCGUACCCGAACAUCCAGCACCAUUCCUACAAUUCUUACGUCGCUGCCGUGCACUCACCCCACCCGAUUCGGGUCCAGUUGUUGUCCACUGCUCGGCUGGUGUUGGACGUACUGGUUGUUAUAUAGUUAUCGAUUCGAUGUUGGAACGCAUGAAACAUGAGAAAAUUAUUGACAUAUACGGACAUGUGACUUGUUUGCGCGCUCAACGUAACUACAUGGUACAAACUGAGGAUCAGUACAUAUUCAUACAUGAUGCCAUAUUGGAGGCUAUCAUUUGCGGUCAAACAGAGGUACCAGCACGCAAUUUACAUACCCACCUACAAAAAUUACUACUGACCGAACCGGGUGAAAAUAUCACUGGCAUGGAAAUGGAAUUUAAAAAGCUCUCCAAUGUUAAGGUGGACUCAUCGAAAUUCGUCACCGCUAAUUUGCCAUGUAAUAAGAAUAAGAAUCGUUUGGUACACAUACUACCAUAUGAAUCGAGUCGCGUCUACCUGACACCCAUACAUGGUAUCGAGGGUAGUGACUACAUCAAUGCUAGCUUUAUUGAUGGCUAUCGCUAUCGUUCGGCUUAUAUAGCCGCUCAGGGUCCCGUACAGGAUACUGCUGAAGAUUUCUGGCGUAUGCUGUGGGAGCACAACUCAACAAUUGUUGUUAUGCUUACCAAACUUAAAGAGAUGGGCAGAGAAAAAUGCUACCAAUAUUGGCCACAUGAACGCUCAGUACGCUAUCAAUACUAUGUGGUGGACCCCAUCGCUGAAUAUAAUAUGCCGCAAUACAAGCUACGCGAGUUUAAGGUCACCGACGCACGUGACGGCUCUUCACGUACCGUACGCCAAUUUCAGUUCAUCGAUUGGCCAGAACAAGGUGUACCCAAGUCUGGUGAAGGUUUUAUCGAUUUUAUCGGUCAAGUGCAUAAGACGAAAGAACAAUUUGGUCAAGACGGACCGAUUACGGUGCAUUGUAGCGCUGGCGUUGGACGCACUGGUGUCUUCAUAACACUCAGUAUUGUAUUGGAACGUAUGCAAUAUGAGGGCGUAUUGGAUGUAUUCCAAACGGUGCGCAUACUACGCGCCCAACGUCCGGCAAUGGUGCAAACGGAGGAUCAAUAUCACUUCUGCUACCGCGCCGCUUUAGAGUAUCUCGGCUCAUUUGACAACUACACUAAUUAAUUUGGCAGCUCUUUUCUUCAAUUCUAAACAACAUAAUUUUAGCUUCAAUAUACCGCAAAAUUAAAACUCUUUCUUCAGUCCCAAGUCAACGUUAAUUUGAAUUAGAAAACUCAAUGUUGGAUUUUUUCGAAAGCUACACAUAAAGUAACAUUUUAUUUUGUCAAAGCGCCUAAAAAGCUGCUACGCGUAGUAAGAGCGCCUUAAGCAAAAAAUUAUCUCUCCCUGGAAUAUCAUCAGAAGCAGACUAUAUGGAUUCUAUGCAACCGAUUCAGACGUGGAUAAACGAAAUUAAAACACGCCACAAAGUUAAAAAGAACAAAACGUAUCGCUAUUGUAUUCACUAAAUACUAAGUUACAUUGCUUAGGUUCUAAGCACAAAGCAUGUUAUAGAAAAAGAACAAAUAAUUUAGAAAAAAAUACAUAUGUACUUAUGCGCGUAUGUGUCUAGUUUAAGGCAGUUUAGUUGAUAAUUAUAUUAAGUUAAGUAAAAUGUAAUGAAAAUAGUUACACCGUCAGCUAAUUUAGAGAGCAUAGUCACCUAACUGCCCCCAUACAAGCCCACAUUUGUCUUUUAAGUUAUUUGUGAACUAAAAAGACUGUUAUGCAUUAAAUUGAUUGACUAAUCAGUAAUAUUUACUAAAUGAUUAAUUCAAUGCAUUAGCUGUACUAAUGAUUACCUUAAAAAAAAAGUUUAGUAU
Bactrocera latifrons is the source of this 7238-nucleotide messenger RNA. RefSeq names its product tyrosine-protein phosphatase Lar (gene Lar). The record is from RefSeq and is a predicted model, not a curated record. The transcript is spliced from 20 exons. Gene Ontology annotation, molecular function: protein tyrosine phosphatase activity; protein binding. The coding region runs from base 253 to 6540 and encodes 2095 amino acids. Gene Ontology annotation, biological process: protein dephosphorylation. Lineage: Eukaryota; Metazoa; Arthropoda; Insecta; Diptera; Tephritidae.